Molecule: messenger RNA, 381 nt
Organism: Plasmodium inui San Antonio 1
Lineage: Eukaryota; Apicomplexa; Aconoidasida; Haemosporida; Plasmodiidae
Exons: 3
Coding region: 1-381 (126 amino acids)
Source: RefSeq, a predicted model, not a curated record
AUGGAGGGUACGAGCGUUUCCGUAAUAGUCUUAUAUGAGGCCUACUAUGGUAUGAACCACGUGGACCUGUUCAAUGUUCCGUCAUUUGAGGAGUAUUACGAGUAUUAUGAUGUAGAUGGUACCCCUGUGCUUGAAAUAUUGAUAUUCCACGGGUGUAAUUAUCUGGAAAGCACUAUUCCGUUGAUUGUAUGGUUAUUGCAGGAGGAUUACUGCGUGCACAGUCCUGAUGUGUCUGGAUUUGGAAUGUAUCGGCCUUUAAGAAGCGAAAUUGUUCGCAUUUUAGGACUCUCCCUCAGCAAGAACGAUAUGAAGGGUCUGAACUUCGAGGCCCAAGAUUUCAGCCUUUAUUCUACGAAGGACACUGCUGUCUCGGACUGGUAA